CCGACGUCGAUAACACUUAGAUAUCCGACAUGUUUGCCCAUAUGCUGGACUUCCUGAAUCGAUCGCCACCGGAUCCUGUGCGUCUUCCGUUGACCAGCAGCCACUGGCCGGUGUUGACCAUCCUUGGAAUCUAUCUAGUCUUCAUAAAAAUAGUGGGUCCUUGGUUUAUGCAGAAUCAAAAGCCCUACAAUCUGGAUAGAGCUAUCAAGAUCUACAACAUCGUGCAAAUCGCAUACAAUGUCAUUUUGUUAAUAUUUAGUGUGCACUUCAUGCUUGGUCCUGGCAACUAUAACUUCAGUUGCAUAUCCAAUCUGCCGUUGGAUCAUGAGUACAAGAACUGGGAGCGUUGGCUCAGUUACUCCUACUUCUUCAACAAGCUCAUGGAUCUGCUGGAGACUGUGUUCUUUAUAUUCAGAAAGAAGUAUCGCCAGAUAUCGUUCCUGCACGUUUUCCACCACGUAUACAUGGUGUACAUAGGCUUCUUGUACAUGUAUUAUUAUGGAUACGGCGGCCAUGGAUUCUUCUUGAUCACCUUCAACGUGGUGGUGCACACCAUGAUGUACACCUACUACUACCAGUCGUCCCUCAAUCGGAACUCGGGUGGCGAUCUCUGGUGGAAGAAAUACAUCACAGUCGUUCAGCUUGUCCAAUUUGUUAUUAUAUUCUCGCACAGCGUCUAUAUCCUCCGGCAAACUGAUUGUCAAACAUCACGAUUAUCGGCAACUUGGGGCUCACUGAUAUCUGUAGUAUUUAUAAUUCUAUUUAGUAACUUCUACGUUCGCACCUACAUUCUUCCCAAGAAAACGAAAUCGGCGGUGGGCCGAUGAGCAAAACUAAUUAAGAUUUAAUAUCACUGUUCCUUACAUUAAUCAAUGUCAUUAAUAAAUGCUUUUGAUACAAC
This is a messenger RNA of Drosophila melanogaster (fruit fly), 901 nucleotides long. RefSeq lists its product as uncharacterized. Lineage: Eukaryota; Metazoa; Arthropoda; Insecta; Diptera; Drosophilidae. The transcript has 2 exons. Gene Ontology annotation, cellular component: membrane. The record is from RefSeq and is marked reviewed. Gene Ontology annotation, molecular function: fatty acid elongase activity. Gene Ontology annotation, biological process: lipid metabolic process. Bases 30 to 827 code for a protein of 265 amino acids.